Pestalotiopsis fici W106-1 is the source of this 1002-nucleotide messenger RNA. RefSeq lists its product as uncharacterized. The record is from RefSeq and is a predicted model, not a curated record. The transcript is spliced from 2 exons. Bases 1 to 1002 code for a protein of 333 amino acids. Lineage: Eukaryota; Fungi; Ascomycota; Sordariomycetes; Amphisphaeriales; Sporocadaceae.
AUGACGACCACCGCCACCGAGGAGACCCGCCCUGCUUCCGAAAGAGUCUUCAGUCCCUUCAAACUGCAGACUGGGUUCGGGGAUUGGCGAGACGACCUGGAAGCGAACGGAUAUGUUGUCGUCAAAGGAGCCGUACCCCCAGAGAAGGCCGAAUACUACCAGCAACAAGCAUUCAACUGGCUGAAGACCUUUGACCCCAAGUUGGACUUCAAAGAUCCCGGCACCUGGAAGGAUGCGACCCUGCCGGUCCAGACGGACAGGAACACCUACGAGCAUUGUGGAGUCGUGCAUGAGCGGUUCAUGUGGGAGGCACGUCUGGAGCCGGGGGUUGUGAAUGCCUUCGCCAAGAUCUGGGGCACACAAGAGCUGCUCGUUUCGUUUGACUCGCUGAACGUCACGCUGCCCAACCUCAAGCCCUCUCGGAAGCCGUGGCCGCAUGUCGACCAGGCGCCUCGGAAACGUGGCCUCCACUGCGUGCAGGGUAUCAUCAACCUCAGCCAUGCCGGAGAAGAAGACGGGUCACUGGUCGUCAUUCCCGGGUCCCAUCGAUACGUGGAAGACUUCUUUGACACCAAGACGAGCCCAGCGGACUGGGAGUGGCGUGACAACCGUUACUUUAGCGAGGAGGAUAUGAGCUUCUUCCGCAGCCGCGGCCUGUCGCCUCAGAAGGUGCACGCCGAGCCCGGGGACCUGAUCCUGUGGGACUCGCGCACCAUUCACUGGGGAGGUGAGCCGACGGACAAGAGCACCACGAUCCGGACAGUCAUCUACGCCGCCUACGCCCCAAGGGAGCUGGCUGCGCCGAGCGCCUUGCAAGAGAAGGCGCGUGUAUUCAAGGCAAACGGGGCGACCACACAUUGGCCUCACGAUAAUAUCAAGCUCCGAGAAUCGCUAGUCUGCCUGCCAGACGGCACGGUUGACCCUCGCAACCGCUCCGAACCGUUAGAGAAGGCAGAACCCUCAGAACGCCUCCUCCAAUUGGCCGGCGUGAUGGCCUAUUGA